Messenger RNA from Apis florea (little honeybee), 1264 nucleotides. Its product is annotated as L-lactate dehydrogenase. The record is from RefSeq and is a predicted model, not a curated record. Gene Ontology annotation, molecular function: L-lactate dehydrogenase (NAD+) activity. Gene Ontology annotation, biological process: pyruvate metabolic process; lactate metabolic process. Gene Ontology annotation, cellular component: cytoplasm. Lineage: Eukaryota; Metazoa; Arthropoda; Insecta; Hymenoptera; Apidae.
GAAAGCUGGGAGCUGUCGUACGGAGCGGAAGAAAGAACGGCUGGUAAACCGUCCAAAUAAAUUUGGUGCUUGCUUCAUUCUCUUUCUUUGCUUUGUACUUGUAUUUUUCUUAAAGCAAUCAUGAGAGUAAUGGCAACAUUGAGAAGUAAAUUGUUGAAUACAGUGAUGGAUCCGGUUCCCACGAGUACGCAAAAAGUCACCGUGGUCGGUGUAGGUAACGUCGGUAUGGCUUGUACCAUCAGUCUUUUGACAAAAAAUAUUUCGAGCGACGUGGCGCUGGUGGAUAUGCAGGAGGACAAACUGAAGGGAGAGAUGUUGGAUCUACAGCAUGGCAGUUCAUUCUUGAAGAACGCAAAAAUCAGCGGGAGCACGGAUUACUCUGUCACGGCGAAUUCGAAGGUGUGCAUAGUGACAGCCGGUGCUCGUCAAAAGGAAGGCGAGACGAGGCUGGAUCUCGUUCAAAGAAAUACAGAUAUUUUCAAAAAGAUUAUUCCCGAGUUGGUGAAAUAUAGCCCGAACACGAUCCUUCUUAUCGUCUCGAACCCGGUCGAUAUUCUUACCUACGUUGCGUGGAAACUUUCCGGCCUUCCGCAGAAUCAAGUGAUAGGAAGUGGGACCAAUUUGGACUCGGCCCGAUUCCGCUUUCUCUUGUCGGAGAAACUGAAUGUCGCCCCUACAUCGUGCCACGGUUGGAUGAUCGGGGAGCACGGAGACUCGUGCGUACCGGUAUGGUCGGAAGUGAACAUAGCCGGAGUGAGAUUGCGCGAUCUGGACGAAACUGUUGGCACAGAAUACGACAAGGAAAAUUGGAACGAGUUGUAUAAAAAAGUCGUUGGAUCCGCUUACGAAGUUAUCAAGCUAAAGGGUUACACAUCGUGGGCGAUUGGCCUGAGCGCUGCCCAAAUCGUCUCUUCCAUAUUGCGAAACACGCAACAAGUUCAUGCCGUGGCCACCCUGGUUACCGGUAUUCAUGGAAUCAAAGAUGACGUGUUCCUGUCGUUGCCCUGCACAUUGGGCGAAAACGGUGUCAACACUAUCAUUCAACAAAGCUUAACGGAGAAGGAGACGCAGCUUCUGCAAAAAUCGGCUCAGACGAUAUACGAAGUGCAAAAAGAUUUGAAUUUAUAAGUAAAUUCGCGUCUCGUGAAUAACAACUUUCACUCUCUAAAUCCGUUCAUCGUUUGUUGAUUCAAUUUUACGCGUAUUUAUACGUGCAAACUAUUGUUUUUUUAAAAACACAUUUUGUUUCUACAUUACAUUUACU